Messenger RNA from Capsella rubella, 1191 nucleotides. RefSeq names its product F-box protein At1g47810. The coding region runs from base 1 to 1191 and encodes 396 amino acids. The record is from RefSeq and is a predicted model, not a curated record. Gene Ontology annotation, molecular function: protein binding. The transcript is spliced from 2 exons. NCBI's taxonomy places the organism in Eukaryota, Viridiplantae, Streptophyta, Magnoliopsida, Brassicales, Brassicaceae.
AUGGCACAGGCGGAGAAAAAUCUGCAACCUAUGGAUACAAUUCCAGUUGACAUGUUGAUCGAGAUCUUCAUAAAGUUGCCCGCAAAAUCUUUAGCCAAGUUCGUUUGCGUAUCGAAGUUAUGGACCAAAAUCAUCCGCGGUCAAGAUUUUAUCAGAGCCUUCUCGUUUCAUUCACCCCUACAGAAUAAGCAUCUACAGCCUAGCCUCCUAUUGGCUUUCAAAGACCAAGUAAAAGGUUAUCAAGAACAUUGGUACUUUUUCUCCAAAACAACUCCACUGUAUGAGCAAAACUCACUGGUUCAAAACAUUAAUGAAGUUGUAAACGAGGAACCUAAACCUAAAGCAUCUGAUUUUGUAUCAAGUAUGGUAUGUCACUUGAAGGAAAUGCGAUACCAAAAACCUAGCUACGUCCAUGGGUUGAUUAGCUUUUUAUAUGGGCAAGAACAAGUCAUAUGUAAUCCCAGCAUAGGUAAGUCUAUAACCUUACCCGCUAUGGAAUCAAGUGAAAAAAUCAUUAGAAGCUUUCUUGGAUAUGAACCAAUCCAUGCACAACAUAAAGUGUUGUGUUUGACCAUUGCUAAACCGUUUUGUGGACUUAAGGUUCUCACAUUGGGAACUCAGAAUUGUUCAUGGAGAAUGGUCCAAUGUAGCACUCCUCACUAUCCUGGAACCAUCUAUGUGUGCAUAGAAGGUGUUUUAUAUUACAGUGCUUCCACUAGUAAUUGGACCGUAGAUGAGACACUCUUGGUGAGAUUUGAUUUGGUGUCUGAAAGUUUGGAGAUUGUGUCUGUAUAUCCGGAGGGCCUUAAAUCGUUGAAUGAAACUAGUUUAAUAAACUACCAUGGAAAAGUAGCUGUUGUCUCUAGAUUAUUCCCUAAUUAUCACGAUUUCAAUUUGUGGGUUUUAGAGGACGUCAAGAAACAACUAUGGUCAAAAGAACAACACAUAUCUAUUGAUACUGGUGUUACUUGUAAAUUCUAUGAACGUUUAGAAAUCUCGGGAACUUCUGAUAUGGGAGAGAUUAUCUUUGCACCCAAUAAGUUUGAAGAUUUUGUUGUAAUUUACUUCUUGGAUCUCAAACGCAGCAAGGUUAGAAGUGCUAAGCUCGAAGGAAACACCAAGCAUAAGUUUUGUGGUUUUUAUAAAGUAUUUACUUUCUUGCAUUACAUAGAGAGUGUUAUGUUAAUUUAG